Fragaria vesca subsp. vesca is the source of this 1735-nucleotide messenger RNA. RefSeq lists its product as uncharacterized. NCBI's taxonomy places the organism in Eukaryota, Viridiplantae, Streptophyta, Magnoliopsida, Rosales, Rosaceae. Bases 58 to 1503 code for a protein of 481 amino acids. The record is from RefSeq and is a predicted model, not a curated record. The transcript has 6 exons. Gene Ontology annotation, biological process: late endosome to vacuole transport via multivesicular body sorting pathway. Gene Ontology annotation, cellular component: multivesicular body.
ACUAAGCUUUGCCUUGCCCAAAUCGUCUCUCUCUCCGAUCAAACAAAAAAACAGAAGAUGGCGAGCGAUAACGAACCCGCGAAGCUGCUCUUACCGUACCUCCAACGAGCCGAUGAGUUGCAGAAACACGAGCCUCUCGUCGCUUAUUACUGUCGAUUAUACGCAAUGGAGCGAGGGCUCAAGAUUCCUCAGAACGAGCGCACCAAGACCACCAACUCCCUCCUGAUUUCGCUGAUGAAGCAGCUCGAAAAGGAUAAGAAGUCGCUGGAGCUGGGGCCUGAAGACAAUCUGUAUCUUGAGGGGUUUGCCUUGAAUGUUUUCGGGAAGGCAGACAAGCAGGAUCGUGCUGGUCGAGCAGAUUUGAAUACUGCAAAAACAUUCUAUGCUGCAAGCAUUUUCUUUGAGAUUAUUAACCAGUUUGGUGUGCUUCAGCCUGAUCUUGAGCAGAAACAGAAGUAUGCAGCAUGGAAAGCAGCAGACAUAAGGAAGGCUGUGAAAGAAGGAAGGAAGCCUCAAGCUGGCCCCCCUGCUGGUGAUGAUGAUCUUUCAGUUCCCUCGCGGACAACUAGUGAUUCAUAUGAUCUUGGGCCAAGUGAAACUGCAGCUACCAGUCCUGGGCCACAGUCCGAUUCUUCAUCCCAGUUUUAUGAUGAAGUCAACAAGCAGCAUCCUACAAAUAUUACACCUUCUCAAUAUCAUGAUAAAGUCAAUUUCCAGCGUUCUGCUAGCUUUCAAUCAUCACCUCAGUUCCCUGAUAGAUUUAACGACCAGCAUUCUGCUGACGUUCUACCAUCAUCUCAAUCUUUCCCUAGUGCUGGCUACCCUUCCCAUGAUGGCCUUCCACCACCUCCUUCCCAUGAUAUCCAUCGACCACCUCCUUCCCAUGAUGUCCAUUCACCUCCUCCUUCCCAUGAUGUCCAUCCACCUCCUCCUUCCCAUGAUUUCCAUCUACCUCCUCCUCCCUCUCAUGAUAUCCAUCUACCUCCUCCAACAAAUAGACCAAACACUUCUGAUUAUCCUCAGCCAUACCACCAGCAACCCCCCUACCCACAUGAUCCCCAACAGCUUUCGCCGCAUGACUAUCCUCCUCCUCAUGAUACUACUAAUUACACCUAUCCUAAUUUAAGUAAUUUCCAAUCCUAUCCAAGUUUUACAGAAAGCAACAUUCCAGCAGUCUCGUCCCAGUAUCCCUCGUAUUAUCAGGGCACUGAUCCUUCCUACUCUUCCCCGUCAGCUCCUUCAACAACUAACUACCCAUCAGCGGCCCAACACCAGGCGAGCCACAGAAAUGGGACUGUUUCAGGACCUGCUCCUGUUGCCCCAUCAAAGACUUACCAUUAUGAUAGUAGCUACAUGCCAUCACCAGAGAAAAUAGCAGAGGCGCAUAAGGCAGCCAGGUUUGCAGUUGGAGCAUUGGCAUUUGAUGAUGUGUCAGUUGCUGUGGAUCACUUAAUAAAAUCACUUGAGUUGUUGACGAAACCAUCAUCUGGGGUUAAUAAGUAAAUUCUCAUCUCAUGGUGCUUGGGAUUCCUGAUGUUUCCAUAUAUGUUUGAGUAGUAUGUAAAUCUCACUGGAUAGUGAAUAUAUUCACAAACUGUUAGUUAAUCGUGAUGCCAUUGUAUUCCUUGCACCUCGAAUUUCUUGGGAAAUAUGAGACAUGCCUUGUAUGUGGAUGUUAAAUGGAGCUUGGUUUCCAUAGAUUUUAUGAGUCAAGCUGGACUACAUUUUUAGCUUU